GGGAAGGGGGCGCGCACGUUUACGGGUUCCUGCCUUUGUGUUGUUUUUCGUGUGUGAAGGGGACGGAGUUAGUGGCUUGGUCUAGCUGUUUAACAGCGCAGGUUAGCUGUUCCGCGGAAAUUGCAUUGUCCUUACGAGGGAUACCUGGUUCCUGACAAGGUUUGUAAUUGACUCUGGGAGGAAAAGAAAGCCCCGAAAAGAAGGAGUCCUGCCGACGACUGACGAAAUGCCUAACAGAGUCCUUCGCGUGGCCGAGCCUCGCGCGUCGGUCUGAUAACCGUUGAGAUGGACUGCUGCCGAUCCGGGAAAAACAUACAAGUCUGUCUGUCCGGGAACUCGGCUUCUUCGCCAACUCAGUGAAUAACAGGAAUGCCCAAAGAGAAAUAUGACCCGCCAGACCCGAGGCGGAUGUACACAAUAAUGUCAAGUGAGGAGGCGGCCAAUGGGAAGAAAUCUUACUGGGCGGAACUUGAGAUCAGCGGUAAAGUGAAGAGUCUCAGCUCAGCGCUAUGGAGCCUGACUCACCUCACCGCCCUGUACCUUAGCGACAACUCCCUGUCGCGCAUCCCCCCCGACAUUGCCAAACUGCACAACCUGGUGUAUCUGGACCUGUCAUCCAACAAGAUCAGGAGCCUGCCGGCGGAGCUUGGCAACAUGGUUUCUCUCAGGGAACUGCUUUUAAAUAACAACCAGUUGCGGGUUCUGCCUUUCGAGCUGGGAAAACUGUUUCAGUUACAAACACUGGGGCUGAAAGGGAACCCACUCACACAAGAAAUCUUGAACCUGUAUCAGGAACCUGAUGGGACUCGACGGCUGCUCAGCUACCUUCUGGACAAUCUCGCUGGCACCGUCAAACGCAUCCCCACAGAGCAGCCUCCGUCCAGGUCCUGGAUUGCCCUUCAGGAGCCGGACAGGACACGACCUUCAGCCCUGUUUUCCGUCAUGUGUUACAACGUGCUGUGUGACAAGUAUGCCACACGACAACUGUAUGGCUACUGCCCGUCCUGGGCGCUCAACUGGGAGUAUCGGAAGAAGUCCAUCAUGCAGGAGAUUCUGAGCUGCAGUGCAGAUAUCAUUAGCCUGCAGGAAGUGGAAACAGAGCAGUAUUACAAUUACUUCCUGGUUGAGCUAAAGGAACAGGGUUACGAUGGAUUCUUCAGUCCCAAGUCCCGAGCCAGAACCAUGUCAGAAUCAGACCGGAAGCAUGUCGAUGGUUGUGCAGUAUUCUUCAAGACGGACAAGUUCAGCCUCGUCCAGAAGCACACGGUGGAGUUCAACCAAUUGGCCAUGGCCAACUCUGAGGGCUCGGAACCCAUGCUGAACCGGGUCAUGACGAAGGACAACAUUGGUGUGGCUGUGCUCUUAGAACUGCGCAAGGAGAUGAUAGAGAUGUCCUCUGGAAAGUCUUGCCAUGGAAUGGAGAAGCAGCUACUCUUGGUGGCCAACGCCCACAUGCACUGGGACCCGGAGUACUCGGACGUCAAGCUGGUCCAGACCAUGAUGUUCAUGUCUGAGGUGAAGAACAUUGUGGACAAGGCCACUCGCACCCUCAAGCUGUCCUCGACAUCCGGGGAGGCCAAUGCCAUUCCACUCGUGCUGUGUGCUGACCUCAACUCGCUGCCAGACUCGGGUGUGGUGGAGUACCUGAGCACAGGUGGGGUGGACUGCACCCACAAAGACUUCAAGGAGUUGCGCUACAGUGACAGCCUCACCAACUUCAACAGCAAUGGCAAGAAUGGCACAUCCAGCACGAGGAUCACACACGGCUUCAAGCUGAAGAGCGCCUACGAGAAUGGCCUGAUGCCUUACACCAACUACACCUUGGACUUCAGGGGCGUGAUUGAUUACAUCUUCUAUUCGAAACCCCACCUCAACGUCUUGGGCAUCCUGGGGCCUCUCGAUCCCCACUGGCUCAUUGAAAACAAUAUUACCGGUUGCCCGCACCCCCAUAUUCCUUCUGAUCACUUCUCCCUGUAUGCACAACUGGAGCUGGUCCUGCCCUACCCACCGCCCAUCAAUGGAAUUCACCUGCCGGGUCGCAGGUAGUCCCGUGAGCCACCGGGGACGCUCCACCUCCCUCACACUCCUCAAAACUCAAAGGAAGAGAACACAAUCUUUAAAAUUCAAGUCAUACAAUACGAGGUGUGAGGUAUGGCCAGCAGGGAUUUGUUUUUUUUUUUGUAUGUAUAAUUUUUGUGUUUUCCUUUAAUUGUUUGUAUUCAUUUUAAUUGAGGAAUCUAAAGUCAAUCAAGUCUCUUGCUAUACACCCCCCGCAUUCAUGUUCUUUCGUUAUACAUUGAUGGACCACACAGUGAGUUUGUCCUAUUUCUUUAAAUGUUGAGCAUUUCACUUUUUUUAAAAACACCCCCAGUCCAGGUCCAUUAAGCUUUCACAGUCUAGCUUAGACCGUUUGUUCACAGAGAGAGGAAGCGUUUUAUUUACCAGAAGUGUAAAUGUGUCUGUGUGCCCGCUGUCCCCCCACACGCCCCCUUUGCUCAUGUGAUGACUUGUCGGUGUAGGAGGGCACCAGCCACGUCUUUGCCUUUGUGCUUUUGGUGCUGAAACCAGCUCUUCUGCUGCUGUCACCUCCAUUACCCCCUUCUCUGGGGGGCCUGGGUGUUUAGGUAUUCGCUUGAUUGAGGUGUAUCUCAUGCUGGCCCAUGCAUGGUCGAGUGGCCCCUCCCACCCUCAUACUUUGGAAUGGAGGAGGACAGUGGUGUAGUGAUAUGAGAUGGUGGCCUUUUGGUGGGGAGCACACCGCGGAGGCAGGGUCCGUUCCGGACGUGUAUUGCCACGACGGCACCCAUGCUGGGUCAGAAAGGGGGUGCAGCUCGAAGCAACAUCACUCCCGGCACCUGCUUUACAGCGCCAUGCACCCCGAGCCCUGACAUCACGGGCAUCAGUCAGCACUACCCUCCAGGGUGGGCGAGGAUCCACUGCUGGUCAUCCUUCUGAUUUACCUGGCAAGUUCUCACAUGGGCACCAGCGUGUGUACACACACAUAGACACAGGUACACACACAUAGACACAGGUACACACACAUAGACACAGGUACACACACAUAGACACACACAUAGACACACACAGACACACACACACACACAGAGAGACACACACACAGAGAGACACACACACAGAGACACAAAGAUCAGUAGCAUGGGCCAUGAACUUUAUAUUUCACUCUGGGGGGGGAUUUUUCACAUGGACGUUUGUAUGAAAUAUUAUAUUUGGAUUUAGCCUUUACAUGAUUGUAUAAAACCUGGUUUUUGACAAUUUUGUACUUAUAAUAAAUUAGGACCAGAUUUGGGGGAAAAUGAUUGUAUUGUAAAUGAAGGCUAAGUUUUUAUCCAUUUAUUGUGAAUGAGAGGAAUGUAAGUAAGCAGCUUUGGCAAAAGAUGAAAAGGGCAGCUGUGGAAGGCCUGUCUGCCGCUGUGUUUGCACUCUAGGCUCUGUCCUCUAUAUAAUUUUUAACCCCCCAUAUCAAAAUUUGUUUUUGAACACUUGUUAAGCCUUGGAGUUCUAGCACACCCGAACACUGAUGUGCACUCAGUAGUUCAUUUGGGGGAAGCAGGCUGCACACCCCUUAUGUCCAGCUGAAUAUUGAUGUGCAUACGACGGUCUGACCACGUCCCGUCCCUUGACCCAUUUCAGGUAGUGGGCUGCACAUCCCUUUUUCAGCUGCUUCACCAUCUCACCUUUUUGACUAAAGUGUACACCCCCCUUAUUGUAGUGCCUCUGGGUUCAGCCUUUGUCCAGAGGAACAAGCACCAUCCUCAAUCCUCAACCAUGCUGAUCUCCCUCCGUGGGACCAUGGUCUAUCUGUCUGCCCCCAACCCCAGGUGUCAGUAUGUGGGCACAUUGUGGGCUCUGCUAUGUUCAAUUUUGGGGCAGGUGUUGAUAGGGUGUCGUUCGCAGUGUGGAGCCUGAGAUGUGGAGCUAGUCCUUUGUUUGGGCUGGGCUGGGGUGGGGGGGGGGGGGCGAGGGCACCUUGCACUUCCUGCACUGCCAGCAAACACCUGCACAGCAUCUCUUUUCACUUUUUUUUCCCCUGAAGAUCUUCUGUGAUCCUUUUUUGUUAUUGCCACCCUAGCCAUGACCUUUUCAUGUUUCCAUUGGGUUUUUAGUACUCUUGUGAGGUCAUGAUUCAGCCCCCCCCCCCCCCCCCCGCACCAUGUUGUUACACCUAUCAGAACAGCUCAGAGAGCUGAAAACGUUUGCUGGUCAAAGUUGCUUUUUGAAGCCAAAUAAGUCUGCUCAGAUUUAGUUUGGAUCCACAAACUGUUGUCACCUGUACAUAGUUUCCCCAGCGUCUUUGUUUGUGCCAUUUAAUGUAUAAUACCAUGAAGCCAAUGUGGCGAUCGGAAUCUAGUUCUUUAGACCGUUCUGAGCCAUGCUGGGGAUUAGAUGGAAACCAUGUCUGAAUGUGCAGCCCUGUCUGCCUCCCACGUGCCAGACCUCCGUAGCCUUGCAUUGUUUCAUCCACAUCUCCAGGGUCCCGGGUGACUCCCAAGUCAGCCCAACAGAAUGAGACGAACUCAUUGUUCAGCAUACAGUUAAUAUCACACGGAGGAACUGGGUCGGUGUUUGUGUUUUUAAACAAAGGUAACCGAUUUGCAAGCACUUAAGGCAAAUCUAUUAUGCAGCUAGCCUGUAAAAAAUGUGAUCACCUUUUUAGGAAUCUUUUUUUCUUCAUGUAAAAAAUCAUAUUUUAAUUGCUUUUUACAAAUGGAGAAGGGAUUAAAACAAGGGAAAGUUUAAAUAUGCCGGCCUUGUCCAUGAUCUGCUCAUUCCUGCACUCCCCUCCCCCCCCCCUUUCCCCCCCUUUUUUGGUUUGUUUGGAAAAGAAAAUGUUAAAUUUAUAAUAACCUUGAAUUGCUGGUAGUGUUGUAUUAGAUCGAGAUAGCUUUUGUAAAGUGUGAAUAAAAGGUGUACUGUUUCCUUUUUUUUAAAAAAAAAUGGCUGUGUUGUUGCAGAUAUGAAUUUAGUGUUAUGAUUGGAUGUUUUUUUUGUCCUUUUUACCCAUUUUUUUUAAAUCAUACUAUUAAACCAAAUAUUUUUUUAAUAUGUAUAUGGAAACGUUAGCGAGUUAAAAUGGAUAUAUUUGGUUUCUAACUGAGAUUCAAGACACUUAAAGAAAAAAGAAAAGCUGUCAUUAAAAGUGCAGCUUCAGAGAGAGUAAUACAUGGGAAAGGAUGGUCAUUGUCGCCAAAUUUGAAUCUCAAAGCUGUAUCUUGAGCCGUUCUUUGGAAAGUCACACCAGGCCAGUGGAUUGGCAGGAAGCUCCGCCCCCUCGGCAAGCAGCACGCAGCAUAUGGAGUGACAUGGGUAAUGUCACCUUGCUGAUUUGUCAUCUCCGUGUCAUGAGUCUCGGUGAUGACCUUUGGCCCCGCCCCUAACCCACUGUAGUUCAAGAUGGGUGAGAGGCAGUCCGCUCCCCUGACUGGUCAGUCAUUUGUCUCAAGGAUUGCAACGGUGUCCCUCUAGGAAUAGCAAGGUGACCAAUGGGUUUGUAGUUUUGCGCUUUGUUUCCCUAUUUUUUUUUCUUAAGUAAGUUGACUAUGUAUGUUUGUUGUUGACCUGCAAUAUUAGAACAGACCCCACCCCUCAAAGUAGACUGGAUACCUCCCCAUCCACAUACACACAGGAGAGACUCAGAUACUUGGCAAUAAUCGUACCCACUUUAAAUUAUUUUAAUGCUCUUACAGCAACUAUCUGGUGGAGAUCUUUCCAGCAUUAUGUUAUGGUUCGUUUUGGACAGUGUUUCCCUACCUGGUCCUCGGUGACCCCCCACACAGUCUAUAUUUUUGCUCCCUCUCAGCUUCCUGUCAGACGGUCUAUAUUUUUGCUCCCUCUCUGCUCUCUGCUAGGCAGUCUGCGUUUCGUACCGGGAGCUUGGACGGAGCAAAAAGGUGGAUUUCUGGGGGUCUCUCAAGGGCCAGGUUGAAAAAGGCUAAUUUAGGAGGAAGUUCUUUUCUGCUUUGAUGUUUGACCUCUCCCUCCAGCCUUCUGUGUUCGUUCCAUAGUGAUAGUUAUUUGAUAAGGACUGUCUAUCUGUAGCUGGCAAAGUACAUGCGCGCGCAU
Molecule: messenger RNA, 6081 nt
Organism: Brienomyrus brachyistius
Lineage: Eukaryota; Metazoa; Chordata; Actinopteri; Osteoglossiformes; Mormyridae
Product: CCR4-NOT transcription complex subunit 6
Exons: 13
Coding region: 370-2046 (558 amino acids)
Biological process (GO): nuclear-transcribed mRNA poly(A) tail shortening
Cellular component (GO): CCR4-NOT complex; cytoplasm; nucleus
Molecular function (GO): protein binding; poly(A)-specific ribonuclease activity
Source: RefSeq, a predicted model, not a curated record